Diplodia corticola is the source of this 963-nucleotide messenger RNA. RefSeq names its product nuclear envelope protein cut8. The transcript has 2 exons. The record is from RefSeq and is a predicted model, not a curated record. Gene Ontology annotation, cellular component: nucleus. Bases 1 to 963 code for a protein of 320 amino acids. Lineage: Eukaryota; Fungi; Ascomycota; Dothideomycetes; Botryosphaeriales; Botryosphaeriaceae. Gene Ontology annotation, biological process: proteasome localization; nuclear protein quality control by the ubiquitin-proteasome system.
AUGAACAGCGUCCUCGCCACUUCUCCCUUUGCCGCGCCGCAUCUUCUCCAGAACAACCGCCUCUCGCCAAACCGCUCCAUGCCAUCUGCUCCGACUCAGAUGUCCUCCCGCAAGCGCAAAGCCGACGAAGAUCAUGCCGACGCCGACGAGCGCAUGUCUGCAUCCCCCGAACGCUCGCCCUCGAUGGGCCAGCGAACCCUCAUCCAGCCGUCGGCCCGCCACGGCACCAAGCGUCUGCGCACCAACAUGAGCGGCCGCCCCCUAGGCCUCCCCCGCCUGCUGGAGACGCUGGGGCCCGAGGACAUGAGGAGUCUCCUUCAAUCCAUCUGCCAGCGGCACCCGGACAUUGGCGCCGAGGUCGUCAACACGGCCCCCCGGCCCGGCGUGGCCUCCGCACUGCAGGUGCUCAACAACUACGAAUCCGCCCUCCAAGCCGCCUUCCCGUUUGGCAAUCGCAACACGUCCGACUACGCCUACAACCGGGUCAGGCAACCUCUGCACGACCUUCUCGAAGCCCUCAAAGACUACACCCCGCACUUCCUUCCGCCCAACGAGAUGCAGCCCGCCACAUCCCUCGACUUCCUUGAUGGCGCCACCGAGAUCCUCCACAAGCUGCCCAACUGGGACACGUUCCAGCAUAACCGCCAUAAGCAGGAUGCGUACGAGGAGAUGGCCAAGGCUUGGGCGAUGGCCGUCCGGGAGGCAGGGAAGAGGGGCGGUGGUAUUCAACUGGGAUACGGCGGCUGGGAUCAAAAGAUUUCGAAGCACAACGAAUUGUCUGGCGGCAGGAUGCAGGAGGCCGUCAAUGAGCUGCGGUCGCAUCUGGGCUGGAUGGGCGGCAAUGGCUCAGCCACGCAACAAGCAGGCGUGGGCCCCAACGCCAACGACCCGGCUUCGAUACGGCAACAGCUGCUCAACGGCACGUAUGGCAUGGUUGCCCCCGUCCGUGUUGGUCCCUGGUAG